Messenger RNA from Papilio polytes (common Mormon), 1197 nucleotides. It is a transcript of the gene bwa, whose product is annotated as alkaline ceramidase. Lineage: Eukaryota; Metazoa; Arthropoda; Insecta; Lepidoptera; Papilionidae. Gene Ontology annotation, cellular component: membrane. Gene Ontology annotation, biological process: ceramide metabolic process. Bases 180 to 989 code for a protein of 269 amino acids. The record is from RefSeq and is a predicted model, not a curated record. Gene Ontology annotation, molecular function: hydrolase activity, acting on carbon-nitrogen (but not peptide) bonds, in linear amides. The transcript has 5 exons.
AAACUUGCGUAUUUUUUAUUUCUAUUCUUAAUUUUUGUAUGAAAAAUACUUUGUAAUGCAUUAAAUAAAAUAUUUCAAGUUAGUGUUUUCUACGCGAGCCUCGAUCGUUGUUGUAUUUUAGUUAGUGUUUACAAAUUUCUUUCUUUUUCGGUGUAAACAAAGAAACAGGAAUUGUAAAAAUGUGGUCGCAUUUAGAACGAGGAAGUUCACCUGUAGAUUGGUGCGAAUCCAAUUAUUCUAUUUCUCCAGUUAUAGCAGAAUUUUUUAACACUGUAACAAACGUAAUUUUCUUCUUGUUUCCGCCUGUAUUAAUCCAUCUUUUUCAAGAAUAUUCUAAAUUCGUCAACCCUGCAAUUAAUGUGUUGUGGGUCCUGUUGAUGGUUGUUGGCUUAAGUUCAGCUUAUUUUCAUGCUACUCUCAGCUUAGUUGGCCAGUUACUGGAUGAGCUAGCUAUUCUGUGGGUUUUCAUGGCUGCUUUUGCAAUGUUCUUCCCCAAGCGGUAUUUUCCAAAAUUUUUGGGUGGAAACAGGAGGUUGCUGUCGUUUUACUGCAGCUUGUUCGCUGUGUUGUCGACUGGUUUCCUGGUGAUGCACCCUGCAGCCAAUGCCUUUGCCCUGAUGACCCUCGUAGCGCCGGCUCUGUUCUUCUUAUACAAGGAACUCAACAGAGUAAAAUGCCCUCGUGUAUACAGACUAGGUCUGCGCUGCAUGGCUGUUUGCUUACUGGCUAUGUUCUGCUGGAUCAUUGACAGAAUGUUCUGCGACGCGUGGCUCUCCAUCGACUUCCCCUACCUGCACGGAGUCUGGCACAUACUUAUCUUCAUAGCCAGUUAUACAGCGCUAGUUCUCGGCGCGUACUUCAAUGUGUCAGAAGAAAGACCCGAACAGAAACCCCAACUGAGGUAUUGGCCGAGAAACGACUUCGAACUAGGUAUACCUUAUAUUGCAAUCAAACAUCCUCGCAAGAAAGAUAAGAAUUUAACUAUCUAGGUUAUUUUUAGUCUGUGUGAUUUAUAUGCACGUAAUUAAGCCGGUGUUGCAAUAUAAAAGUGUUUUUAGCUUUUGAUGUGGAUCUGCUUUUUUUUUUAUAAACUGCCAGUUUAGAUACAAAGUUUUUUUUUCGCUUUAACACCUUGUGCAAUGAGUCUGACUAAUUUUUAUAUGAAUUAUUAUAAAUAAUUAACAAUCAGUUAUUAUU